Messenger RNA from Paramecium tetraurelia, 303 nucleotides. RefSeq lists its product as uncharacterized. The record is from RefSeq and is a predicted model, not a curated record. The transcript has 2 exons. Lineage: Eukaryota; Ciliophora; Oligohymenophorea; Peniculida; Parameciidae.
AUGUAACCUUCAGUGACUUACUUUGGACUUUAAACUCUCAUUUUCUUGAUCAUAAUUGGAAUGAUCUUGAUUUCUUUGAAUUACUUUUAAGAUCCAAAACAAAAGGAAUCUAAAUUCAAAAUUUGGAAUCGAAUGAUCACGAAUUACGAAGGCAUUUCAUUAACUAUUGACGAAGAAUAACUUUUAAAAUAAACAUUUAAGAACACUCUUAGAAAUCGUAAAGUAGCCAUCAGCCCUUCCAUUCCAAGAUAAAAAUAAACUACAAAAAAAGUCAGCUUUAAAAAUUUGGAUAACUUACUUUGA